Limulus polyphemus (Atlantic horseshoe crab) is the source of this 2327-nucleotide messenger RNA. RefSeq names its product lymphoid-restricted membrane protein-like. The record is from RefSeq and is a predicted model, not a curated record. NCBI's taxonomy places the organism in Eukaryota, Metazoa, Arthropoda, Merostomata, Xiphosura, Limulidae. Bases 321 to 1163 code for a protein of 280 amino acids. The transcript has 6 exons.
UUUAUAUGCAGUUUGCUCUGCAUGGAUGAUACCAGUAUUAAGACUAGCAUUUAAACUGAAAGUCUGACUGAACCUUUUGUUAUCAUUCUUCAAUUAAUUCUGUCGUUUUCGUGCUUCUUAUCCAUGACAUACUAGGGUACCCUUGACGCAAAGUUCUUUAGUACUGUAAGAUACUGUGUACACAGGGCUCUUCAAAUUCCCUAAGGCUCUCUUGAUUCAAAACAUUUCUGUCAUAUAAACUAAAUAACCUGCAGCUAACUUCAUGAUCGUGAAAAGCUUCUAUAUACUGAGAUCAAGAGAGAAAAUAAAGAGAGAGAAAGAUGUCCAAAAUCACCUGUAUUUACGAUUUGGUACAGGCAUUACGAAAAUCCGGCCAAUUAAGUGAAAAAGAAAUAGAGAGCAAGUUUAGCAUGCUGUCCUUGAGUUUUAAAAUGGAUAAACUGACUUUACACCAAAGAAAAGAACUACAACAACGCUACAGAAAAACCGCCGAAAAAAACAUGGAAAAUGAAUCGAAGGCUCUUAAAGAGUAUAUUAAUAUAUUGGACCAACAGAAUAAUACUCCCCAAAUGCAAAAGCUAAUCAGCAGGAUAUAUCAACAAAUUGAAAUGGUUCAACAAGCAUCAGCAUUUGUAUCGAGUCGCGCCGAAUUAUACGGAGCUAUUCAACUGGAAGAGAGAAUGAAUCGAGCCUUUGAAGUUAUAGCUAAGUACGUAGAAAAAUUGAAAAGAGUGUACGACAAAGACCACCAGGAAUUGGAAGAUAUUCGACGUCUAUUAAUUGAAAAUAAAGUGUUGCCUACUAAAAUUAAUAGUGGAGUUGAAAACGACGAAUUGAAAAAGCCUCGUUUACCUUGUUCAUACUCUCCGAGCAGAGUAUCUGAAAACCGAGGUCGACGACUCAGUACAGUGGUCACUAAAGUUAGUAAAAUAACAGCUGCUAGUAGAAGCUCAUCAUCUGGAACAUCAUCUUGUCCUCCAUCCUCGUCCUCUGGUACUCCGUCGCCAAAAUAUUUAUUGAGUAGACGCAGCUCCUUACCGACUGCAGAGCAUUUAUGUGGUUUUAGUAGUUCCUCCAUUUUGUCUUCAGCUCUCAAGAAUAAGAGUUGGAGUCAGGAGGACAUUCCUGAGCAAGAAUCCGAAUGUCUCACGCAGGAAGAAUAAGAAUAAAUGUAAGAAAGGUGUAAUUCAUCAACAUUUAAAUGUAUGGCAAAAGUUUGUUUCAACAAAGCGAAGCAAAGUUUGUCGUUACGAGUGUUGUUCGUGCUAAAUUGACGACUUUUACAUAGACAGAACUAUAAAGAAAACUCUUGGAGCACUUGACAGUUUCAAAAACAAAAUGCUCUUUUAACACCAACUUUUAUGUGUUUCUUAUUGGCUCAUUCUGUCUACUUAGAUCUAUCUUAAUCAACCAAAGUAGGUACAUCAUGGACUGUUCUUAUUACUCCAAUAUGUCUACAUAGGAUAAACACCUGCAUGCGAAAAAGAAUGUGCCAAAUAUGUGUUUUUUGUCUGAUGCAACAGUAUUUGUUGACAUUCAAUUUGGAAUACAUUCGUCAUAUCUCCUAUCCUAUACUUUUAUUACUAUCAUAUUGUUACUUCUCUUAAUCAGCUGUGAUACUUGUGUUGCUUUUAUUAACCUCAUAAUGUCACUUCUCUUAAUCAACUGUGAUACUUGUGGUGCUUUAUUAACAUAAUAUUGUCACUUCUCUUAAUAAACUGUGAUACUCGUGUUGCUUUUAUUAACAUCAUAAUGUCACUUCUCUUAAUCAACUGUGAUACUCGUGUUGCUUUUAUUAACAUCAUAAUGUCACUUCUCUUAAUCAUCUGUGAUACUUGUGUUGCUUUUAUUAACAUCAUAAUGUCACUUCUCUUAAUCAACUGUGAUACUUGUGUUGCAAUGAGUUUUGUUGUUGUUGCUUGUGCUUCCUCUUUCAUCUUUCGACUUCAUCCUAUAAUUAAAUACGUAUAUUGUCACAGUAUAAAGAAGAUUAUUUUGUAGUUGUUUUUAAGGAAUUUCAGUUAAACAUUUGUUACAGUACGUUUUAAAAAACGCUAUUUAUAAAUAUUGAAUGAAAAGGUAGAAUAAAAUUCAUCAGUAUAUAAAACGAAAUUAGUAUUUAUAUUUUCAACCUGAACGACUCUUUAUGGGCUAAAUGGAUAGAUCAUAGUGCAAAACGAUAAGUUUGCUUGUUUUACGAUGUCGUGAAAAUACACGAAAAUUCGUUACUUCAUAAUAUCUUACACACUCGGGAAUAUUAAGUUCCAAUUCACUCGGGAAUUUCUAACUAGCUUGAGCUUAAGGAAGAGAAAAGGCUGUCUUAACUU